Messenger RNA from Linum trigynum, 3446 nucleotides. NCBI's taxonomy places the organism in Eukaryota, Viridiplantae, Streptophyta, Magnoliopsida, Malpighiales, Linaceae. The record is from the annotation of a GenBank genome assembly.
GGUUCGUCAAAAUUGGUAACCCACAUCGGGUUGUAAGAGACAUAAAUUGACAAAAUGUCAUCGUCAAAGUAUCGUUUGUCAUAUUAUGUCUUGAUGAAUUGUUUAAACGACAAAUUGGUUUGUCACAAUAGAGCACCAUAAGCCCUCGCCGAUCUGACCAAAUUUAAUGUUGGUCAUAAUAUAGUGGUCUCGAGAUGUGACAGUGGCAUUUCGUCAUACUUGGUGUUUUUAGGCUGCAACCUCUUUUCCUCGAUCGGGAGAACAAUUAUACUCCUUUUUCCUUGUCUCUUCAAAUUGCGCAGUCCAUCAAAAUCCAAAGAACCCGACCACCAUCAAUAUUCCAACGACCUCGAUCCUUUACCCGUCCUCCACCAAUCGGGCCGGCCACUCUCCGGCGGGAUUUCCGUCGUCGUAGCUGUUCCACCAAUCGCCCCGUCACCACCGCAGUUCAAAGAUCCCCAAUCUCUAAAACCUAAAUUUCUUUACGGAUUGGAGAGCAAACUCGCUGGUCUUUCUCCCUCCCUCGUUUCCCAUAGCAAACUCGCUAGUCUUAGAAAUAGGUAAGCGUCAUCCCUCCUUCCCGUGGCUACUGUGUAAUGCUAAUUUAGCUUAAGACUAUUCUGGUGGUUUAUCUAUCUGAAUGAGCUCUUGUGUUUCCUUGUCAUUGACUCGGUGGCAGGUGCUGCUUAUAUCUUCGAUCCUUCAACCAUCCAGUUGUGCUAAUUAGAAUAGAGAGAAGGCGCCCCAAGCACUAAGCAAAAGUAAGAUUCGAUUAAUGUAUUCAAAUUUUUUGACAUUCAGAGAAAUCGUGUAAGUCAACUGGUUCCUAAUGGUUUGUCAUAUACCCUCUGCAGAUCCUUUUCUAGUUCAUCUCACGCUGUGCUUCCAUCUUGACCAACUGCCUAUAAAGGGAAGGUCAGUUUCUUUACGCACAGAUUGAAUGAGUAGAAAUUGGAUUAAGCUUAAGGAUAGGUUUUGUGAUGAAUAUCAAAUGGGGGUUUCUGAGUUCAUAGGGGCUGCCAGCAAACAUGUUGAUACGCUAGGUAGAACUAGAUGCCCUUGUAAAAGGUGCAAUAAUCGAAACUUCAAGAAGUUGGAGAUUGUCGCAGAUGAUAUAACCAGGAAUGGCAUGGUGGAGACAUAUACUACAUGGAUCCAUCAUGGUGAGUCGUUUGACAUUGGGAGUACUAGACAUCAGCCUAGGCAACCUACAGUUGCGCCUGAGACUGAGGGUUUAGAGGAUGACAUGACUGAUAUGUUAGGGGAUAUGUUGCGUGCUUCUUCUGGAAAUGCUCCUGUCAUUGAGGGGUCAACAACACCUAAUUAUUCUAAUCUAACAGACCUCAAUGAUAAAUUGGCUCGGCUAAUCCGUGAUGCCAAUUUGCCAUUAUACCCGGGAUGCAAAGACUUUUCUAGAUUAUCAUUUGUUAUGAAAUUGUUGAACAAUAAACUGGUAACCAACAGUACUGAUAAAGCCUUCAACAUGAAUCUGGACCUAGUCAAGAAAGCUUUACCUGUUGGUGAGACGCUUCCUUCUUCCUUCUAUGAAGUUAAGCGGUACAUGGAAGAUCUUGGGUUUGGUUACACCACUAUAGAUGCAUGUCCAUAUCAUUGUGUACUCUAUAGAGGUCCUCUAGAAUCUGCCAAGUCAUGUCCCAAAUGCAAUGAGUCUAGAUACAUACCUGGGAAACAAAAUAAUGUAGCCCAAAAGAAAGCUAGGUAUUUCCCACUAAAAGAUAGGCUGCAAAGAUUGUACAUGACUAAGGAGGAUGCUAAAGACAUGAGGUGGCACAAGGACUUGCGUGUCGAUGAUGAUACGUUAAGGCAUCCGGCAGAUGGAAAAACUUGGAAACGAUUCGAUGAGGAACAUAGUUGGUUUUCAGCAGACCCUAGGAAUGUUCGCCUUGCUCUUCUAAGUGAUGGGUUCAAUCCUUUUGGGAACAUGAGCAAUAGCUAUAGCAUGUGGCCUGUCGUGUUAACACCGUACAAUCUCCCGCCUUGGAAAUGUAUGACAGAACCUUAUUUUAUUCUUGCUGUCCUUAUACUUGGAGAGAAAUCGCCCGGUAAUAACAUACAUGUGUACUUAGAGCCCCUAAUAGAAAUUUUGAGAGAGUUAUGGGAGGAUGGGGUCAGUACGUAUGACGCACACUCAAACGAAACAUUUCGUUUACAUGCUGCGUUGUUAUGGACAAUAAACGAUUUCCCCGCGUAUGGAAUGCUAUCGGGCUGGAGUACGAAGGGGAGAUUAGCCUGUCCUGUAUGUAAUAGUGAGACAUGCUAUGAACGUUUGGAUUUUAGUCAUAAAGAGUGUUACAUGGGGCAUCGAAGAUGCCUGGCCGUGUGAAGCCUCGCAGAAUUCAACACGGCCAAAGUGGUCUUUGGCACGGCCGUGUGGAUUCUUCUUGUGCCCGUGUUAGUGCUCGCACAAUCCCACACGGCCAAAUUGGUCACUGGCACGGCCGUGUGGUUCUUGUGCCUGCCCGUGUGGCUUCAUUUGUGACUUGCCUCGCGCCCGAUCUUCGUCCAAUCGACCCCGAACUCGCUCCUAAACCUUCAUUCACUUGCUAGGACCUGAAAUAUCACAAACAAACACAACCUAGCGUGAAAUCGGCCUAAAACACGAGAAUCAACACCUCAAACGGCUCCAGAAUAGGGGUAAAAACAUGUGCAAUUAACGGCUUAUCAAACUCCCCCACACUUAACCGUUUGCUUGUCCCCAAGCAAACCAAGUCAGACACAAGGUAAGCUCACAUAUUUCAAUCAUACCAACAUUGGGGACAAAUCAUAUAGGCACAGAACACGUGAAUCAUACUGGUUUUCAAACAUCAACACAUGAACAACCUUAAUAGCAACCUGGACAACCACCACAGAAGACAUUCGAGUGCAGCAAAAUCGAGUAAAGGAGGAGUCUCCCUUCUGUUCAUCAACCAACCUAGACUUGACUCAACCACUUACUCAAGAUAGUCAACUCAUGCACAAAACUCAAGAUAUCAGAAUCAAGACCGAGCCAUCUAGGUCCUCACCGGGUAAAGAGUGUAAAGAACAAUGAAAUGAAUCGCUCACUCUCGACCAGUGGGGUCAGGACAAUUUGAUGCGAAAAAUGCGCAUACUUAUUCUCUCAAUUCCUAACAUCUCUUCACCAUGACGGCAGCCUCUAAAUGUUAGAGUUCACAUAAAUGGUUGUCAUCACUAACUAAUCAGGAGGUCUUAGACACAGGUUCAAAUGACUGGCUAGGGUCUUGGACAUGGGGAAAAGGCCUUUUAGGUGGUGGAAGUAUUCAAAGCACAAGGUUCCACAAUUCCAAACCCAACAAACUCACAGUCAAUCAAACCACUAAUUUCUUUCUGCUAUUCUGCAUUACUCAAAUUCAGAGCACAAGAGCGAAGGAGGUCACAAAAAUACCAGUAUUUCUAAGCCAGACUGCUAAGAAACACUACUUAAUGGG